CAAGAAGCAAGACUUGUGUCAGGUCAAUACUUAAAAAUAUAGAGGAUGGCAUAGGAAAAUAUAUUAAUGUAGCAGUUCAUCUGUCGAGACGUAGGGCAGACCAAUUUAGUAAGUUGUGUUCCCUUAAAGCUCUGGAUUUUGUUUCUUAGCAUCUGUUUUUCUUGACUGUCUGCCAAAUAAUUAUGCGUGAGGGACUAUAUAAUGCGGUAGCAGGUUGAGAGGAGCAAGAUAGAGGGAGAGAGAGGGAGAGAGGUAGGAUCAAGAUUGAGGGGGAGAGAGAGAGAGAGGGAGAGAGGGAGAGAGAGAGAGAGAGAGAGAGAGAGAGAGAGAGAGAGAGAGAGAGAGAGAGAGAGAGAGAGAGAGAGAGAGAGAGAUGGAAGGAAAUGGCAGCUGUAAAAAGAAAAAGGUUUGUGUAACAGGUGCAGGAGGGUAUGUGGCAUCCUGGCUUGUUAAGGUUCUCCUUUCAAAGGGUUAUACCGUUCAUGGAACUGCCAGGGACCCCUGGGAUGAGAAAAAGAAUGGACAUUUAGGAAAACUGGAAAAUGCAUCAGAGAAUCUGCAGCUCUUUAAGACAGAUUUGCUAGACUGUGAAGGCCUCUCUGCUGCCAUUGUUGGAUGCAUGGGAGUGUUCCAUGUUGCUUCUCCAGUUCCUGAUAAAAAUGUUCAUGUGGCUAAUCCUGAGGCAAAGCUAGUUGAACCAGCUGUAACAGGUACACGAAACGUACUUCAAGCCUGCUUAAAAGCAGGGGUAAAUAAGGUGGUGGUUGUUUCAUCUGCUGCUGCCAAUAUGGUGAAUCCCAAAUGGCCUAUGGAUCAGGACAUAGAUGAAACCUCUUGGACUGAUAUUGAAUAUUGCAGAUCCACAAAGAACUGGUAUUGUCUUUCCAAGACUAUUGCGGAAAAAGAAGCCUGGUGCCAUGCAAAAGAAAGUGGACUUGACAUUGUGACAAUAUGUCCAUCCAUUGUCAUUGGGCCAAUGCUGCAAUCCACAGCAAAUGCCUCUAGCUUGCAUAUUCUUCGUUACAUGAAAGGUGGACGUGAAGGGGUAGAAAAUAUAGAAUUUCCUCUUGUGGAUGUACGCGACUUGGCCAAGGGAAUCGUUUUGCUGUAUGAAAAGGAUGAAGCAAAGGGACGGUAUAUAUGCUCCUCCUUUGGUCUUCGUGUUAAAGAAUUGGUAGAAAAGUUGCAGUGCUUGUUUCCAGACUACGAGUACCCUACAAGCUUCAACGAGGUACAGCAUAUAAACUCAUGGAAGUUGAAUUCCCAGAAGCUGCAAAGCCUGGGGUGGGUGUUUAAGCCAUUGGAAGAGACUCUGAAAGAUGUUGUGAAAGAUUAUGAAGAACAUGAUCUAUUUGCUAGUUAACAUAUAGUACCUAGCUAAUAUGAUUUGUGGAUAUAAGUAACGCACAUUCUUAUUUGUGAAUAAAGUUUAUAAUGUACUCACUUUGAAAUUGUGAUGUAAUGUGAAGUCCUCAAGUUCAAAUGAUUGUAUGAUAAGUGGUCGAGUACUUUACUGAAUUGCUAGCUGCUCCACAUUGUAAAUUUGUAUUAAAACAAAGCAUUCAAGGAUCA
Molecule: messenger RNA, 1572 nt
Organism: Daucus carota subsp. sativus
Lineage: Eukaryota; Viridiplantae; Streptophyta; Magnoliopsida; Apiales; Apiaceae
Product: cinnamoyl-CoA reductase 1
Exons: 6
Coding region: 374-1363 (329 amino acids)
Molecular function (GO): oxidoreductase activity, acting on the CH-OH group of donors, NAD or NADP as acceptor
Source: RefSeq, a predicted model, not a curated record